Molecule: messenger RNA, 633 nt
Organism: Auanema sp. JU1783
Lineage: Eukaryota; Metazoa; Nematoda; Chromadorea; Rhabditida; Rhabditidae
Source: the annotation of a GenBank genome assembly
AUGGCAGAAGUGACUGGCGCGGAUAUCAUCAGGCUAAGUGAUACAACAGAACAAGAAGGUGAACCAAUUGAUUUCAACUUCAGCCCACGUGGCAAGUGCCAUGUUUGUGGUGGAUAUGAGAAUGGUCGUUUCAAAAUACCGAAGUGUAAAAGUACUAGGAGAGCAAUGAUUGUUCAAUUGAAACUGCCGAAGCAAUUUGAAGAAGCCCUCAUCAGUAGAAAUAACGUGCAACUAUGCAGUCUACAUUUUCCUAAAUCAGCUUUUAUGGUUGUUAAAGGCAAGAAGAUACUUUAUGAUAGAAGAAAAGUUUUACCUUAUAAAAUGCCUAAAUGGUCCGAAAUGAGAGGGCCGUCUGAAGAUGUACUGUCUAAGCCUGGCGAGGUUCCUGAUGGCGAAGUUGAUCAGGAUAUGUUCUCUUUCGCAACAAAUUAUUUAUGUGUGAUAUGUGACAAGAGACGGACCAUCAAUGAAUUGAAGGUCUUACCAAUAAAAGCUAAACCAAGACUGGACAGUUUGGUGCAAUUAGGUAUGCCUGACUAUUAUUUCUGGGAAAUCAUGAUUGCUCCCAAUCCUCUAAUAUGUUACUCACACAUUCCGAAAGAAGCUCUUCCUCAAGAGAAUGAUGUAUCAUAG